AUGAUGAUCAGCGAACCAGAUCACUCCACAACAAACAGCUUUGCUGCACUAACGGUCACGCAAUCUCAAAUUUCUGUUAAUCGUACCUCCAUUCCCUACUAUCGAAUCCAUCCGGGUCGGAAUAGGUUCGGCUGUGGUGGACAUUGUGUACUUAGUCGUCGACUUUGUUUAUUUUACGUUACGCUUUUUCUUCUCUUCUCUAUUAGUGGAGUCUUUUUUGCUUUCGAUGCUCGAUACCUCUCAGUAACUCUGAGUCCUGCCGUUCCUGCUGUGGGUGCUGUACUUUUUAUUUUUACUUUCUGCGUUUUACUUCGAGUCAGUUGCUCGGACCCUGGAAUUCUACCCCGUGCUACGCCUGCUGAAGUUUUGGUCUUUGAAGAGGAACUGGCAAAUCAGCCUGACCGUCCAUCCCAACCCUCCACAAUUCCAAGUAAAGAGAUUCAAAUUUGUGGGGUACCGUACAAUCAAGUCUACUGCCACACCUGCCGCUUAUAUCGACCUCCCAGAACUUCCCAUUGUUCAGUCUGUGAUAAUUGCAUUGGUGAGUUGCCUACUCAUACAUUCAGUAGUAUAUUCUACCGAUGCUCUGAAUUUGGCGGCAUGGCCUCUAAUAGUGCUUGA
Rodentolepis nana is the source of this 621-nucleotide messenger RNA. NCBI's taxonomy places the organism in Eukaryota, Metazoa, Platyhelminthes, Cestoda, Cyclophyllidea, Hymenolepididae. The record is from the annotation of a GenBank genome assembly.